CGGUGAGACGCGGGGACACGGACAGACUCCGAUACACAGACGGCAGACGGGGAGACACGCGGGCUGACAUGAAUGCAACUGAAGUAGGAGCAGCAGCAAGCCUGCAGAUGGACGCAGACGACGUGUUGACCAAGGAAGGGCAAAUGCUGCUGCUGCUCGUCCCCAGGCAGCAGUGCGAGAGCAUCAUCCACAGCUUCAACCACACGCCAGGCUCGUUGUGCCCUCCGGAGUGGGAUGCCAUCUUCUGCUGGCCUCCGACGCUGCCUGGACAGUGGGUGAACGUCUCGUGUCCCCAUUACAUCUAUGACUUCAACCACAAUGGGCAGGCGUACAGACGGUGCGACGAUGGUGGACAAUGGUUGGUGGCGCCCAACCAAAACAAAACGUGGACCAACUACAAUGAGUGCAUGCAGAUGGGCAGCCACGAUGACAACUUGGAGGAGAUCCACCGCCUGUACACGCUCUCCACCAUCGGCUACUCCGUGUCCAUGGCCUCGCUCUUCGUCGCACUCUCCAUCCUCGCCUACCUCAAGAAGCUGCACUGCACACGCAACUACAUCCACAUGCACCUGUUCGUGUCCUUCAUCCUGCGAGGGGCAAGCUUCUUCGUGUGCAACAUCAUGAUCGAGGCGGCGAUGCCCAGGGCGGGGGCUGUCGUGGGCUCCUGGGCCGAGGGCGGCGACGCCGACGCGAUCCUGCUGGAGGAGCUACGGACCUUCACGGCCGUGCCGACGCUCGACAAGUCCCCCUACCUGGGCUGUAAGUUGUCCGUCAUCUUCUUCCUCUACUUCCUGGCCACCAACUACUACUGGGUGUUCGCCGAGGGCCUCUACCUGCACAGCCUGGUCUUCAUGAGCUUCUUCUCCAACCGCACCAAACACCUGUGGACCUACAUCUUCAUCGGCUGGGGGUUCCCGACGCUGUUCGUCGGCGCCUGGGCCGUCGUGCGUGCCGUGCUCGCCGACACCAGAUGCUGGAACAUCAACGCCGGCAACAUUAAGUGGAUCUACCAGGCACCCAUGAUCAUUGCAAACACAGUGAAUUUCGCUUUCUUUGUCAACAUCGUUCGUGUCCUGGCGACGAAACUACGGGAGACGAACGCCGGCCGCUACGAUGCUCGUCGGCAGUACACGAAACUGGCCAAGUCGUCGCUCGUGCUGACGCUGCUGUUCGGAGCGCACUACAUGGUGUUUGCCGGCAUGUCGGAAUCCGUGGACGGGUGGCUCUGGAAGGCGCGCAUGUACUUCGAUAUGUUCUUCAACUCGCUCCAGGGCUUAUUCGUGGCCAUCAUCUACUGCUUCUGCAAUGGGGAGGUCCAGAAUGAAAUCCGCAAGGCGUGGGCUCAGUGGAACCUGGCUCAGGACCUGGACAGGAGGAGCCGCAGGGGCUCGGGCCUGCUGGGCACGGGCGGAGGCCACAGGGCUGGGGCGUCGCGCCGGCGCCGGCCCUCAUGGCCCUCCUCUGCGGGCGCUGGCGGCACGUCGCAACAGCAGCCCUCGACCCACGUGUGCAGCGAGGAGGGGGCCGCCACGGAGGACGCUGGGAAGGCGGCGGUGGCCGCCCCCGUUACCGUCGCCUUCUUUUCCAAGGACCCACAGCACCAUCGCGGCCACCAGUGGCGAUCCAAACACUCGCACGAGUCGGUCAUUUGAGGCAGGAUGAGGCCGGGGAUCAAGGUAUUUGUGUGUGUGUGUGCAUCAGUGGCGUAGCUAUCAAGUGUGCAGGAGGUGCAACUGAACUGUGGCCCUCUGACUGCUGGGGCCCAGGUGCCAGAUUACUAAAAUUUAGGAAAUGGACAAGGGGCCCCAUAUCUUGCCUUGAAUCUGCACCUAUUCCAACCAUGUCAUGCCACUGCUGUGUGUGUAUAUGUGUAAGUUGAGUUAUGUUAUAGCUAACACAUGUCCUGUGAACUGUCAGCAAGUUUUCGAUGCUUCAUGUGACCACAGAGUGCACCUAGUCUGGCACAAGUACUUAAGUGACAUCACCAUCACCACUUAGUGGUGAAUGGCAACUGUUGUUAUAGUACGUUGGUAUUUGCAUAUAUGUUUGUGUUUUACUAUUGACAAAAGUGCUUUUUGGGAGGGAAAGAGAAACCACACACAACGUUUUUCAGCAUCGACUUCUCUGCAUCCGAUCUUGCUCAGAGACCAGGGUUGGUGGACCAUGUGAUGAUGAGCACAUGUUGGUGAUCCGAGAAGCCUGAUGGAACCAUAGAGAGUUUUCACUGCGCAGCUGUUGAGAGAACCAAUGAGAUGAACCGCUAUUGAGGAAGAGAAUCUCUGAGUGAAACGACGACUUACAACUCUCAGAUCGUUUUUCUGCAGCGGCCCGUCGAAGUGUUUCCGCUGUGGACGUCGUCACACCAAGUCGCCACAUACUCGAGUGGGAUUUCCAACAACGGUGGAUCUGACAUUGAAGUAAAACUCAUGGGAUCUCUGCUGAAAACACACAACCUAGGUGAAUAAUUUAUGGUGCAUUUUUUAAAUAAACACUCUCAACGUUAUUUAUUUGGAAUUAACAUUUAUUUUUAUAAUUUGAAAAAUGUGUCAAACAAUGUUUAAUGUUCCACCGAUACCAUUUAAAAUUAUACCUGACUGCAUUGUAACAUGGUAUGUAAUGUGUAUUAGCUCCUGUUAAGCUCGCGCGUUAUUUAUUUUAGCGUUUUGUCGCGCCGCGGUGAUGUGUGGGACAAUGGCAGCUCCGCGCUUCCUGGGGCGCUGCGAGCCCUCUCCCGCCUCGCUAGCUGGCCGCUUCUCUCCCUGUCGCCUUUCAUCACCGUCCCACAAAGAUUCCCGACUGCGAGCGGACAGAGAACGUCCAUUUAUUAAACUGCCUAUUUCAUCCGUAAUAAAUGUUUUUUUGGGUUAGAUCGUGUAAAUAUAAAUGUGUCGUUAAACCCGCCACCACCCGACACAGCCAAUGAGUAAUGUUUGUCACGUCAACAAAACGUGCCAAUUCGUGACGAGCUCAGCGCACCGGUGUGUUGGAGCGUAAACUCACACCAUUUACAAUUCGAUUAUGACAUUUGGCUGGUGAUUACAACCAGCUUCAUCAGGCAAUAGCCAGAAUUGUGAAGACAGUCCUAUUUAUAUCUACGCAAUUUAACCCGAAAAAAGCCUUUGUUAUGAAUAAUAUUGGUCGCGAAAGCCUACGUGUCAAACUGCCUAUGUCAUCAUCAGCAUCGUGAUGAUCAGCAGUGAUCUACCAACUGCUGGAUGAAGUCAUUUACCAAGCCGUCGUCGUCUUUCACGAAUCUGAGAUUUACCAAUCCGGCGAGCACCUGCGGCGAAAGCCGAUUUCAUCACUCCAUCUCCUUGGAGGAUGUCCUCUCCGGCCCCUUCCCUCAUCUGGCUGCUACUUCAUAGUCGGUCUCGACCACUGGCACGCAUCCCAUCUCUGGAUGUGCCCUACACAAGUGUAUUUUUCUGAAAAGUCAAUAUGUUAUCCAGUGCGUGUGUUCCUCUCACUGUGUAUGUCACUCCAAGCAUGCACCUCUGUGCUUUUUUGCACACUUUUCAGCCCCCCGCCCCACGCCAUCCUAAGAACUUUCUUCUUUAGGCGCAUUGGCACGCUAAGUUUUUAUAUGAAGCUCACUUUUACAAAAGCAUUGCAACCUGCUCUCGUUCGUCUCGUUAUGUCUUGAUUUCGAUUUGCUGACAUUCUCUGCUCGCCACAGAUUUUGCUGUAUGUUGAACUUGUUUCACUCCGUACGUAGCCAAACCGUGCUAUUUUCCAGUUGUGUGCCUCUGACAUGUCCACUAGUUAAGUGAACUUGUCGUUGUUGUACGUGACGUUGCUAUUGCUCAUGUUUAUUCUGGGUACAAUUUAGCAGCCGCCUUUGUUAAUUAAUUAUUUAAUUCCCUGUAGUUCAUUUCCAUUAGUUGUUGUAAGGACUGUUAGUAGCAAAUCUGAACAGGGUAAAGCAUGUUUUUUUUCCAUCUAAUUAAAUGCCUUUAUUUCUCCAAUGCAGACUUUCAGAAACGUCUAACGUUGCUGUGAAUUAAAUUUAUAAAUUGUUUUAAUAUAUUGAAAACGUUCUUAAUAUAUGCCUUGCUUUAUGAGUGGUUGAAUGACAAUUGCAUAAAUUUCCACUGCCUUUUAAUCGUGAGUCCUGGCCAGGCACCGUAAUGUUUGAUCUUGAGUGGUCUUUUCCACAAUCUACUUGUAAGUACGUAGGCGCUCGACGGUAGAAAAAUAUUUUCAAACCCAACUUGCUUACGUGAUUGGUCGGUGUGUACACGCUCUUUUAUUGUGAUCUGAAUGGUCUUAACGAACAAUGUCUGUACAUGUGAUAAGUUAUUUAUAUGUAUGCCUAUUUAUGUAUUUACGUGAUUGUGAUGGUUGGUCUUGCUUAUCGCUUCCAAUAUGGGAGACUUUGAGGAGGCAGUCGCAGUCGGGACUAAGCCCAGUCUUUCGAGAUGUUUAUUUCUCCCUCGGCCCUCUCACCA
This is a messenger RNA of Lethenteron reissneri (Far Eastern brook lamprey), 4448 nucleotides long. Its product is annotated as parathyroid hormone/parathyroid hormone-related peptide receptor-like. NCBI's taxonomy places the organism in Eukaryota, Metazoa, Chordata, Hyperoartia, Petromyzontiformes, Petromyzontidae. Gene Ontology annotation, biological process: cell surface receptor signaling pathway; adenylate cyclase-modulating G protein-coupled receptor signaling pathway. Gene Ontology annotation, cellular component: plasma membrane. Gene Ontology annotation, molecular function: peptide hormone binding; G protein-coupled peptide receptor activity. The record is from RefSeq and is a predicted model, not a curated record.